CACAGAUUCGAUUUCAAUGGCUGAAAUUGGCUCUCCGGGCACGAGAACUCGAGGUAUAGAAAAUAUAAUAGAUGCUCCUAGUUUCUCUUUGGGAUUCACUCAACAAGAAAACCCUAUUGCAGGAGGGUCAUCUUAUGCUGAGAUGCGUAGCAAAAAAAUCAAUGAUCCAAGAAGGAACAAACAACAUCAUGAUUCUCAUGAUGAUAAAGAAACAAAGAGGAAACAGUCAGCACCAGAUAAAAAAGUUUCUGAAGUGCCGCUACAGAAGAAGAGAAAGGUUACCAAGAAUGUUCCUGGAGGCAAGGGCAAAAAAGUAGUUCGGAAGAAACCUUCAAUUGAUGUAGAAGACGAUGGAGAGGAUUCUAGAUUUUUGGUCACGAAGCAGCCUGCUGUGGCCCCAUCUAUGCAAAGAUACACAAACGUCAAUGUAAUCAGUGACAUUAGGGGUAAACUAAAGGGGGCUGGUCAGAUGGACAAGUUUGCAGACUCUAUUUUUGGGAAAUAUCUCAGAAUGCAGCAUAUGGAUGUACAAGCACAGUUGUUCAGGUGCUUCAUGGUUAAAGAGCUUAAGGGAAGUACAUACGAGUGCUUUACAUUUGAAAUAAAUGGAAAAGUAUUGCGUUUUAGCAUUAGAGAAUUUGCACUAAUCACUGGAUUGAAUUGUGUCUCCGACACAAAUGAGUUUGUAUACGAUUAGAUGGAAAAAAAUAGGCUUAUGGAUGAUUAUUUGGGUGGAACAUCUGAUCACAUCAAAAGGGGGCAGCUGAUUGAGUGUUUCAACAAUACAGAUUGGGAGGACAAAGGCGAGGACACAGUCAAGAUGGCCAUAUUGUAUUUUAUAAAUACAUUCGUAUUCUGCGGUGAGCCUGUUCGAUCGAACAUACCUAGGAUACAUUUUGACGUUGUAGAGGAUGGGAGAUAUGUUGAUUAUCCUUGGGGCAAAGAGUCCUUCAAAGAGUUGGUUACAAGCAUUAGUCAAAAAUAUGCCGACUUCAAGCAAUAUUAUAGGAUUCACGGAAUGUCAAUUGCCAUGCAAGUUUGGCUGUAUGAAUCUUGUUCAAAAGUCCCAUCCAAUAUUGCAAUUAAGUCGGGGAAUUUAAUUCCAAGAAUAUUGAAUUGGCGGACUGUUAAAGAAAGACCGAAAUUUGAUGCUUUGAUGGAAGGCAUGUUUAGAGAUGACAUACACCCGGUAAAUUU
Messenger RNA from Lycium barbarum (goji berry), 1197 nucleotides. RefSeq lists its product as uncharacterized. The record is from RefSeq and is a predicted model, not a curated record. Lineage: Eukaryota; Viridiplantae; Streptophyta; Magnoliopsida; Solanales; Solanaceae. Bases 17 to 697 code for a protein of 226 amino acids. The transcript is spliced from 2 exons.